AUGUGCAAAGAGAUCAUGGAUGUAUCCAACCUUUUGAUUUAUGAUGGUAAACUGAGAUGUGGUAACAACGCAGUAGCCUCUCGAAAGCUAGUGAUUCCUCAAUUCAGACAAGGACUUGAUGCAAUGCACGAUGGUAUCGUUUGUAAAGGUUUAUCUGAUUGUUGGCUAGAGCAUGUUUUGGAUCCAAGUCGAAAAGUGGUGUUUGUCGAUAUGGAUGCAUUGGAUGCUCAAGAAAACAGACCGUUUGGCAGUUUUGUUCAGAAUGAUACAGAGGCUUUGUUGGUCCAACAAGCAGCUGAGACUCUUUUGAAUUGUGGUAUUGAUCAAGAACAAUUGGCCAUCAUUUCAGUCUAUCGAUCUCAGUUACGUCUCAUAUCACACAUGUUAAAGACAAGGACAAAGAUUGAGAUUUCUACCAUUGAUAAAUACCAAGGACGUGAUAAAGAAUGCGUUAUCUUAUCACUUGUUCGAAAUAAUACACAGGGCAAUGCUGGCGAUCUAUUGAGAGAUUGGCGCCGACUAAAUGUAGCCAUCACUCGAGCCAAAAGCAAAUUGAUCUUGUUU
Messenger RNA from Gilbertella persicaria, 564 nucleotides. RefSeq names its product AAA domain-containing protein. Gene Ontology annotation, cellular component: cytoplasm. The record is from RefSeq and is a predicted model, not a curated record. The annotation marks the transcript as partial. Gene Ontology annotation, biological process: replication fork reversal. Gene Ontology annotation, molecular function: 5'-flap endonuclease activity. Lineage: Eukaryota; Fungi; Mucoromycota; Mucoromycetes; Mucorales; Choanephoraceae. The transcript has 3 exons.